GUUGAUCGUGAGUAAGAAGGAGAGGAUGCUGGUGAAGGGAACCGGUUUUCACGUGGAUCUUUUAAUCAUCGUGGUGGUGGGCGGAGUCUCGGCUCUGUUCGGCCUGCCCUGGCUGUCGGCCGCCACAGUUCGGUCUGUGACUCACACCAAUGCCCUGACCGUCAUGAGUAAAGCCGUUGCCCCUGGAGACAAGCCUCGCAUCCAGGAGGUGAAGGAGCAGAGGGUGACGGGCUUCUUGGUGGCGUUUCUAGUAGGUCUGUCCAUCGUCAUCGGCGAAGUUCUGCGUCAGAUCCCGCUGGCAGUCCUGUUCGGGAUCUUCCUCUACAUGGGUGUGAUGUCCCUGAAUGGGAUCCAGCUCACUGAGCGACUCAUCUUGCUGCUGAUGCCCCCAAAAUACCACCCCAACCACAACUACGUCCGCAAGGUGCGGACUUUGAGGAUGCACCUUUUCACUCUCAUCCAGCUGACAUGUCUGGCUCUGCUGUGGGUCGUCAUGGCGACAGCGGCAGCGCUGGCCUUCCCCUUCGUGCUGCUGCUGACCAUCCCCGUGAGGAUGCUGCUGCUGCCCCGCCUCUUCUCCCGCCGAGA
Messenger RNA from Neolamprologus brichardi, 588 nucleotides. NCBI's taxonomy places the organism in Eukaryota, Metazoa, Chordata, Actinopteri, Cichliformes, Cichlidae. The record is from RefSeq and is a predicted model, not a curated record.